Linnemannia hyalina is the source of this 897-nucleotide messenger RNA. The record is from the annotation of a GenBank genome assembly. Lineage: Eukaryota; Fungi; Mortierellomycota; Mortierellomycetes; Mortierellales; Mortierellaceae.
AUGGCUUCCUUGACAAGAUCUACCCGUGUCUUCUUGGGCAUGAGCCAACAGUCCCUUCGUGGAUCCCUCAUCAACAACCAGAUUCGCCUCGCCUCAACCACCGCCGCCACUGCCACCAAGAAGAGUGCAUCUACCAAGGAGAGCAAGCAGGACGAUUCUAUCUUGUUGGAGCACAAGGGUGAUUUCACAACAGGAGUAUCAAGACUUCGCGAGCACUACCGCAACACUGUCCAGGACGACUUGAUGGUCCUCACCUACAGCCACACCUUCAAGCCCAAGGCCAAGAUUCCCGAGGGUGUUCGCGUGGAAUUGAAGGGCAACAGGCACAUCAAGCCUGCUCCCAAGGCCCCCUCUUCUCGUCAUAUCCCCGAGUUGGUCAAGAUUGAUGUCCACUGUAUGAUGAAGGAGGCUCUGGUGAGCAAGUAUAACCUGUUGAGCGGGUUCAUGGCCAUUCAGUCCAUCACGGGAGAGAUGCCCGAGAUUAUCAACUCCAAGAAGGGUGUCCACCCCUGGAAGCUGCGCGCCGGAAACCCAAUUGGAUGCAAGGUGACAUUGAAAGGCGACAAGAUGUACCAGUUCUUGGACAAGUUGGUUGAGGUUGUGUUGCCAAGGAUGAAGGAAUGGCCAGGAUUGCCCGAGUCUGCAGGAGAUGCUACAGGAAACAUUGGCAUGGGAUUCCCCCCUUCAGCUCUGUCAUUAUUCCCCGAGAUCGAGAACAACUUCGACAUGUUCCCCAGGAUGACUGGAUUCGAUGUUACCUUUACGACCACCGCCAAUACCAACCUUGAGGCACGUUUGUUGCUCUCUGGCUUCAACAUGCCCUUCCAGGUCAAGGACCACUCUGCACCAAAAGCCAAGGAGGCUGCCGCACCAUCAAUAGAAUCCGCCUCCGCAUAA